GGAAGCGUUCAGAUGUUUUGGCGGUUGUUGUAGGUUAUUUAUCGGCUAACCUAUUUUCGGUGAUGUAUAACCAUUAAAAUAUUAGUGACAACAUUAACCUAACGGGAUUAUCUCGAAAAUCGUGCAUUUAAUUGAGAUACGCCGUUUUGCAGCGGCGUCGAGUAGCGGCGAAAUUAUUGAAUUCCGUCUAAUCACAACAGUCCAAACGACAAGCAGCCAUUUGCUAAAGUAAAGUGAAGGUCGACGCUGAAACAUCGUAAAGCUUGGUUAGGUUGUCGUUUUGUGUUUUAAUUUCAUUUUGAUAAUGUUCUCGCACACAUAACAAUGGAGGAAUCUUUUGGGUUACACUGGGAGGACUCGUCGGCAGUGGUCCAAGGGGAGGAGGUAAUUUGCGGCAUAGAAAGCGACAUCCUCCCAGGGGAGACCGCUGAGUUCUCGGAAGUGGCCGAAGAGGUCGUGGAGGAGACCCCCCAAAACGGGGAGGAGAUAAUGUAUCUGAACGAGGGGCAGGUUGUCGUGAUGCAGCCAGGGCAGAUGGACCCUGCUUAUCAGGAGUACAUGGAGGUUUCCGAGGAGGUUGUUACGGAUCAGUGGGGUGAGAGUUGCCCGGAAGAAAUAGUGGUGGGUUCGGAGGAGGCGGUCGGCGGCCCGGAAGGGCAGGCGCCGGAAGAUUGCGACGUUCCGCUUCCGGAUCAGGACGAGUAUACCGCCGCGAGACCGUACCCUUGCGAUUUUUGCAGCAGGAGGUUCAGAAAAAAGGCGAAUUUGAUGAAUCACAUGGUUGCUCAUCAAACUGACAGGCCGCACGGAUGCAAUCUAUGUGGGGUCCGGUACAUCCGCAAGUGCGACCUGAUGAACCACCUGAAGAUCCACGCGUACAUUCCUGAGGCGGACGGGCUCGAGGAGGACGAGCAGACGCUCGAAGACUCGGACGGCGGCGAUCGCAUCAAGAAGCGCAACAAGUCGUUCCAGAAGAAGCGCAAGCGGCCGCAGCGCGUAAUAAAGGAGGAGCUCGACGAGGACGCUUACGAGGCUGAGGAGGGCGGCGUGGCGGGUAGCUCGCGCCAGCACUACAACUACGUCGACGAGGACAUGCGCCUCAUGGAGCAGAUGGAGAACACCAAGAACGAGUACGAUUCCCGCGGGGGCGAGUACCUGGGCGGCGGCGAGGAGGAGCACGACGACGUCGACGAGGAGGAGGAGGAGAUCCGCUACGAGAUCACGGACCCGCGCAAGCCGUUCGUCUGCCAGCACUGCGGCGUGGGGUUCGCGCGCGAGAAGGCGCUGGCCUCGCACGCGCGCAUCCACGGCGGCGACUCGCCCUUCGAGUGCCAAAAGUGCGGCGACAUGUUCUGGGACGCUGCGUUGAUGAAGGAGCACAUGCGCACCAAGCACGGCGACGUCGACGACUUCGACGACGACGAGGACGAGGAUUACUCGGACGAGGACACCAAAUACGGUACGUUCUACUGCUCGACGUGCGGCUUGAGUUUUCACCGGCAAGACAACCUGCGCCGGCACCAGCGCGUGCACAUAAAAGAAGAGUACGUGAACGAGCACGAAUUCGGGCACAUCUGCAACGUGUGCGGCGAAUCCUUCCAGGAGGCGCUCGAUCUUCUCGCCCACGCGGAGAUCCACGCUCGCGGCUCCGAGCACCGCUGCAUGAUCUGCGGCGAGCUGUGCGCCGACGAGGACGCCGUCCAGGACCACGUGCAGAACAAGCACGGCAAGUCGCUGCCGCCGAACACGUGCCUGCUGUGCGGCAGGACGUGCAAGGACCGCCGCACGCUGCUCAAGCACUCGUGGGAGCACUCGAAGGAGAAGAUGUUCGCGUGCUCGAAGUGCGCCAAGACGUUUCACAACAAGGCGCGCCUCAAGCGGCACAUGCUCAGCCACAGGAACAAGGUGGUGCCGUGCGACGUGUGCGGGGAGGAGUUCCCCGACGGCAGGACCCUGAUGAACCACCGGCACAGCCACAGCAGCGUCUCCGGCAGGCAGUUUCCUUGCAGGGAGUGCGGCAAGACGUUCGGGUCGCGCAGCUCGCAGCAGAUCCACAUCCGCAUCCACACCGGCGAGCGGCCGUACGGGUGCCGCUUCUGCUGGAAGGCGUUCGCCGACGGCGGCACGCUGCGCAAGCACGAGCGCAUCCACACCGGCGAGAAGCCGUACGCGUGCGCGGUGUGCCCGCGCGCCUUCAACCAGCGCGUCGUGCUGCGCGAGCACAUCCGCUCGCACCACUCCGGUCCCGACCCCAAGUACAGCCACAGCAUGACGCCGUUCUGCUGCUCGGUCUGCUCGGACAUGUUCGCCACCUCGCAGGACCUCAUCCUGCACCUGAUACACCACUGCGACAUGAACACGGCCAUGAAGCGGCAGCCGCAGGUGGGGCCCAGGAAGUACAAGCGCAGGAGGAAGCUCAAGCCCCACGAGCUCGAGAUGAUCUCCAACAGAAACGUCGAGGAAGAGAUAGUGAUGGAAGAGGAGGAGCAAACGUUGAUGACGGAGUCGGACGAGGAGCGCGAGCAGCGCAAAAAGAUGCCGCAGCGCAAACCUAGGAAGGCGUCGUCCUCGUCCUCGCCCAGGCCGAGCAUCAGCGAAACGUACGCCGACGUGUACGCGAACGCAGGCGCCGCGCCCGCGCAACUCACGCCGACCAAGAAGAAAUCCAACAAGCCAGAGCCGGCCCUGCCCUCGCGCCCCAAAAUGAUACACACGCAGAAGACGAGGAUCGCCGUCGAGACCGGCGAAGACGGGAAGGUGCGCCACAAAACCAAAACGCUGGUGACGCGCACGCAGCCCACCGAGCUGAAAUCGGCUACGGGCGAGCGCAUCCGGCCGCGCACGAAAAACGUGAGCUACCACGUUUACAACGCGGACAAGCUGCCGCUGGCCACGUUCCCCGACGACGAAGACGAGGACGACGACGACACCGAGCGCGCGGUCAGCAACCUGCUGCGCGAGGAGAACCUCGACAACGGGGACGAGCCCGGCGACGGCGGCGGCGGCGGCGGGCUGGUCUACAUGGACCAGGUGGACCAGCCGCAGGAGAUCGCCGCCGAGCAGACGGUCGAGAGCGAGGGCCCCGUGCCGGUGGGCCUGGUCAAGAUCAACAAGGUGCCCAGGAGGAGCGGCAGACCCACCAGGCACAUUCUCGGACCGGGUAGCAAGGUGCGCAUCGUGAAGGGCGGCAUGAUCGUGAGCAAAACGAAAAACAAGCGGCACCUGCAGCAGCAGCAGCCUUUGCAGCAGCCGGAAGAGGAGCCGGAGAGCAUACUUCCGGACGUGGGUCCGCCCGCGAUGGUGAUAAAGCAGGAGAUGAUCGAGGCGUCGCCGCUGCACGAGCUGGCCGAGAUCUCGAUGCAGCACGCGCAGAACCUCUUCAAGUGCGAGAUGUGCAGCGAGGUGUUCUCGGACCGCGCGCAGCUCCUCGUGCACGUGCCCGUGCACAUCUGAUGCUGAUAAGAUUUUUCAUACCCACCCAGUAGUUAUUUUUUUAUUAAUCGACGUAAUCUUAACUCUCACUCACACUUCAUUGGAAUUCACUCUCGUUACUUUUCUUUCUUCUAUUAAUAUUAUUAUUGAUAUAGUUCGUUUUUUACUUUAUGUUAAAGUAAAAAAUUAAGAGGUUUAUAAUUGAUACGUGUAUAUUUCAUUGCGGAAUAUAAUUAUUUUAACUAUGUGUCUUAAUUAUGUAAAUAUUAUGUUAGUGUCUCUAGAGGCAGUGUAGCACGCCUUGUUUGCUGUAUCUUUCUUGACAGAAUAAAUAUUUGGUUAGGCAUUGUUGUUUUUUAUUUCAAUUACCCUCCCCUUCAAUUUUUAAUCCUUCCCAAAAAAUCCUU
Brassicogethes aeneus is the source of this 3839-nucleotide messenger RNA. Lineage: Eukaryota; Metazoa; Arthropoda; Insecta; Coleoptera; Nitidulidae. The record is from the annotation of a GenBank genome assembly.